AUGGGAGAAGCAGAAGCAGAAGCAGGAGGCAAAAAUAAGACGGUUAUCAUUGGAAUUGCUGUGGCCGUCGUCAUUCUUGUAGUAAUUGUCGUAGUCGUAGUUGUUGUGACCAACAAAUCCAAAGCUGCCAAAGCUGCCAAAGCUGCCAAAGAUGCUGCAAGCAAGGGUGCAGCACCCACGAAAGAUGGAGGAAAGAAAGAUCCACCAGCCCCUGGCAAGAAAGAUCCACCGGCCUCGGCCAAGAAAGAUCCACCGGCCCAGGGCAAGAAAGAUCCACCGGCCCCGGCCAAGAAAGAUCCACCGGCCAAAGAUUCACCGGCCAAAAAAGACCCACCAGCCAAAAAUGACCCACGGGCCAAAAAAGACCCUCCAGCCAAAGAUCCACCUAGUAAGAAGAUCGAUUAA
This is a messenger RNA of Rosa rugosa (rugosa rose), 405 nucleotides long. RefSeq lists its product as uncharacterized. Bases 1 to 405 code for a protein of 134 amino acids. The transcript has a single exon. The record is from RefSeq and is a predicted model, not a curated record. NCBI's taxonomy places the organism in Eukaryota, Viridiplantae, Streptophyta, Magnoliopsida, Rosales, Rosaceae.